GGGGCCGGGGGCGGGCGCCGAGGCUUCGGGGCGCGCUGGAGCUGAGAAGGGGCCCCAGGAGCGCGGCCGCAGCCACGUCACGCCCCAGGUCACGCUGCAAACGGCAGCUGUAGAGAUUUCGCUCUAACAGCGGGUUACCUGGACUUUGUCGCCAUCGAGCCCUGGAGGAUCUUCUGCUGUGAGGAAGUGCCAGCAACUUUGACACACAAGGCCUGGAAAGAGAAGACCUUUAGGUUGUGGAGGGGGUCUUGUCCGGCUCAGGUUCCCUUUAACCCCUGGCAGACCUGGGGUGGACGUGCCCCCCACCUCCUGCAGACGCAUGGCGCAUCGGCUACAGAUACGACUGCUGACAUGGGACGUGAAGGAUACACUGCUCAGGCUCCGCCACCCCGUGGGAGAGGAAUAUGCCUCCAAGGCCCGGGCCCACGGGCUGGAGGUGGAGGCCGCCUCCCUGGGACAAGCCUUCAGGCAGGCGUACAGGGCUCAGAGCCUCAGCUUCCCCAACUAUGGCCUGAGCCAAGGCCUCACCUCCCGCCGGUGGUGGGUGGAUGUGGUCUUACAGACCUUCUACCUAGCAGGUGUUCGAGAUGCCCAGGCUGUGACCCCCAUCGCUGACCAGCUGUACGAGGACUUCAGCAAGCCCUUCACCUGGCAGGUGUUGGAGGGGGCUGAGGCCACCCUGAGGGAGUGCCGAAAACGAGGUCUGAGGCUGGCAGUGGUCUCCAACUUUGACCGGCGUCUAGAGGACAUCCUGAUGGGUCUUGGCCUGAGGGAAUACUUUGACUUUGUGCUGACCUCUGAGGCUUCCGGCUGGCCCAAGCCCGACCCCCGAAUUUUCCGUGAGGCUUUGCGGCUUGCUCAGGUGGAACCGGCAGUGGCAGCCCAUAUUGGGGACAGUUAUCCCUGUGAUUAUAAGGGGGCGCGGGCUGUAGGUAUGCACAGCUUCCUGGUGGUCGGCCCAGAGCCUUUGGAUGCUGCCAUCAAAGACUCUGUAUCUCAAGAAUGCCUCCUCCCCUCACUGUCCCAUCUCCUGCCUGCCCUUGACCACCUGGAAGUCUCAUCCCCGUAACUUUGAAUCUGAUGAGGGAAGUGGCUGGGCCCAGCAAACGCUGCAGAGCCCCUUCUUUCCUGAGAUCUGGCCUUUGCCCCUCUCCCUACAGCGUCCAAAGGCACUGUGACUAUAAAGCAGUGAAAACAGGGCUUUUAGCCCUGCUCCAACCUGCUUCUGGUUGCUGAAGUUGUUCACACCUGUGUCUCUUUCCCACCCCCUCAC
Molecule: messenger RNA, 1273 nt
Organism: Prionailurus viverrinus (fishing cat)
Lineage: Eukaryota; Metazoa; Chordata; Mammalia; Carnivora; Felidae
Gene: HDHD3
Product: haloacid dehalogenase like hydrolase domain containing 3
Exons: 2
Coding region: 320-1069 (249 amino acids)
Source: RefSeq, a predicted model, not a curated record